This is a messenger RNA of Lytechinus variegatus (green sea urchin), 510 nucleotides long. Its product is annotated as nascent polypeptide-associated complex subunit alpha, muscle-specific form-like. The coding region runs from base 1 to 510 and encodes 169 amino acids. The record is from RefSeq and is a predicted model, not a curated record. The transcript has a single exon. Lineage: Eukaryota; Metazoa; Echinodermata; Echinoidea; Temnopleuroida; Toxopneustidae.
AUGAAUGGAGGGGCACUGAGUAUUGUCUGUGAACAAUGCUAUGCCCCUCCAAUGCUUUGUCUUCCCUGGGUCACAGUCCACCACUGGUGGAGGAUGACCUUUCGUGCCCGGAGUUACCCAAACCCCCCAUCUGCCCCAUCGAUCCUGACACCGGCUGAUGUGUCUGGUGGACUAUCACUAUCUCGAUGUGCGGGUUCGCCCACUCCGUCUCCUCGACAGCAACCUGAGUCCAUCACCGAAGCCUGCCAAACACCGGUGGUGGAUCAACCUGAUGGCUCCUGUCAACAGCUCCCUGUUGAUGUCUUGUCAUCCCCGUCCGGCUGUGCUGCCCCAGCUGCAGUUCCUCGUGAAGCACCCCCUGCGGUGGCUGUUCGACCUCCACCUCCUCCUACUCCAUCACCUGAGGAUGACAUCAUCGCUCCUGCUGCCACCCCAGCUCCUUCGCCCAGACGGUCUCUCCGUCGGGCCAGCGUAGACCUGCGUGGCACUCAGAUUACGAGAUGUCUCUAA